UCCUUUGGUCACUGUCGAGGAUUUGAAGGAGCUCUUUGGCGAGAAGAAGCUUCCUGGGGCCGAGCAGGUUCUGCUCAAAUCCGGCUAUGCUUUUGUGGACUUCCCCGACCAAAAACUGGGCCAUAAAAGCUAUUGAGACACUCUCUGGUAAAGUUGAAUUACAUGGGAAGGUGCUUGAGGUAGACUACUCUGUUCCCAAAAAGGCUACGGAGUCGCAAGAUCCAGAUCAGGAACAUUCCCCCUCAUCUACAGUGGGAGGUUUUGGAUGGCCUUCUAGCUCAGUAUGGUACUGUAGACAACGUGGAACAAGUUACCACGGACACAGAAACAGCUGUGGUGAAUGCCACAUACUCAACCAAGGAGGAGGCCAAAGUAGCCAUAGAGAAGUUGACUGGUCAGCAGUUUGAGGGCUACUCCUUCAGGGUGUCGUACAUCCUGGAUAUGGAUGCAGCUCCGCCCCUACAGGCCCCACGGAUGCGUCGGGGAUGUCGGUCGUCCAGGGACCAGGACGGGCCCCAGCCAGGGCCCUCGGGGGGCUUCGGAGGGCCCCGACACAAACAGCAUGACUUCCCCCUCCGCAUGCUGGUCCCCACACAAUUCGUAGGAGCCAUCAUCGGCAAGGAGGGCCUAACCAUCAAGAACGUCACUAAACAGACACAGUCCAAGGUGGACAUUCAUCGUAAGGAUAAUGUGGGAGCAGCAGGGAAGCCCAUCACCAUCCACGCCACCCCAGAGGGCUGCUCCUCUGCCUGCCGCAUGAUCCUGGAUAUCAUGCAGAAAGAGGCCAGCGAGACCAAGGAGGAGGAGGAGAUUCCUCUGAAGAUCCUGGCCCACAACAGUCUGGUGGGACGACUGAUCGGUAAGGAGGGAAGAAACCUGAAGAAGAUAGAAGAAGAGACAGGGACCAAGAUUACUAUCUCCUCGUUACAGGACAUAACCAUCUGUAACCCAGAGAGGACCAUCACAGUGAAGGGCAGUAUGGAGGCGUGCUGUAAGGCUGAGGGGGAGGUCAUGAGGAAACUGAGGGACGCCUACGAGAACGACAUCGCUGCUGUUAACCAACAAACCAACCUUAUCCCGGGGCUGAACCUGAAUGCUCUGGGAAUCUUCUCCACUGGUUUGUCUGUUUUACCGCCAGCAACAGGCCCCCGAGGAGCACACCCCGGACCCUUCCUAUGUCCCUCUUCACAUCUUGGUGGUUUGUAUGGGGUUCUACCAGCCAGUGCCAUACAGUGCCAGCACUCACAGUCUCCAGAGCAGGAGGUGGUGUAUCUCUUAAUCCCAACCCAGGCGGUAGGGGCUCUGAUCGGGAAGAAGGGGCAGCACAUCAAACAGCUAGCACGCUUCGCUGGGGCCUCCAUCAAGAUCGCCCCAGCAGAGAACCCUGGCGUCACUGAGAGGAUGGUCAUGAUCACCGGACCUCCAGCAGCUCAGUUUAAGGCCCAGGGCAGGAUAUUUGGGAAGCUGAAAGAGGAGAACUUCUUCACAGCGAAGGACGAAGUGAAGCUAGAGACACAUAUCAAAGUUCCCUCGAAUGCAGCCGGACGCGUCAUCGGCAAGGGAGGCAAAACCGUCAAUGAGCUGCAGAACCUGACCAGUGCGGAGGUCAUCGUGCCUCGAGACCAAACGCCAGACGAGAACGAUGAGGUCUUCGUAAAGAUCAGCGGGCAUUUCUUCGCCAGUCAGUCUGCUCAGAGGAAGAUCCGUGAGAUCAUCCAGCAGGUGAAACAGCAGGAACAGAAACACCAGCAGCAGGGAGCUCCCAGCAUGCACCACUCUAAGUGACCAGCAGGUAGAGCGGUGCGGCUCCCUCCCCCUCUCUCUCUCCAGCGGGCUCAAGCCAAUGAAUGUAGCCCUCCCACCUGGACGGACGACCAGACCAGCCAAUGGGACAAGGCAAAGCAGAACAGCAGAACCGGGAACAAAACCAAAGAACUUAAUUGAUCGGGGGGGAAAAGUGAUGAGAGUCAAAGGCUUGGGGCAUUAUGUGCACUGCCAGCCAGAGCGGAGAGAGAGGACGGGGAGAGGAAACGGAAAUGUCAAAAUACAAAGCAUAUAUUAAAAACAAGAUGGCUAACUAACAUACAGUAGGCCUAACAGACAGACAACAUCAAAACAGACAUGAUGGCAUUAUGAAGGUACUUCUGUAGUUUAGUAGAAUGAUGAGUAUGAUGGUGUGAUUCAGGGAGAAGGACUGUCUGAGACGCUUGUGGUUCACAUUAAUAAUAAACAUCAGUAUCCUUAACAGUACUAAGACAGAGUAGAACACAUGGUGCCUUCCAAGUGGCACCCUAUUCCCUACAUAGUGCACUACUGUUGACCAGAGCCCCGUAGACAUACAAUGGUAUAUACUAAACUAUGGCCUGGUAUUCGGUUACACAGCAGACGGAAUGACAGCGCAUGUUGUGGCUUAAUAUCUAACAAAACUGGAUAUUUCCUAGAUUGAAAUGGGCUUUCAGUAGAACGGGGAACUUUAGACCGGGGCCCUAUAGGCCUGUAUAUGGAAUAAGGAGAAAAGUGUCAUUUUCAGCAGUGUGAACAGCAGUGUGAACAGCAGUGUCAACAGCAGUGUGAACAGUAGUGUCAACAGCAGUGUGAACAGUAGUGUCAACAGCAGUGUGAACAGUAGUGUCAA
Molecule: messenger RNA, 2635 nt
Organism: Oncorhynchus kisutch (coho salmon)
Lineage: Eukaryota; Metazoa; Chordata; Actinopteri; Salmoniformes; Salmonidae
Gene: igf2bp2a
Product: insulin-like growth factor 2 mRNA binding protein 2a
Exons: 16
Coding region: 442-1785 (447 amino acids)
Molecular function (GO): RNA binding
Source: RefSeq, a predicted model, not a curated record